AUGGGAGGCAAGAGGAAGAAAAUCCCGAUGAAGAAGAUUGAGAAGAAAGAGUCACGAGCCGUUGCUUUCUCCAAACGCCGUACUGGUCUUUACCGUAAAGCCUCUAAGCUUUGUCUUCUCUCCGGUGCACAAAUGGCGAUCUUGACGACUCCUUGUUCAUCCAACUCUCACGCCUCUUUCUACUCCUCCGUUGAUGGUGUUGUUGCUGCUUUUCUCAACGAUCAGCACGAGGAUCUUGCUGAAUCAGAGGAUCCAGAGGAGUUGAGGGGUGCGAUCGACUCCAUGUCUAAGUUGUUGAAAAACCUGAAAGAACUGCGUGAUCGUGUGGACUCUGUGAAUCAGAGAGAUCAUCAAGAUGACGUGAAGAACAACAACAUCAAGAAGGAGGAUCUUGUUCUACACGAAACCCUAAAUCUUCAGUCCACUUCUGCAAUAUCAGAUUCUUUACCUAUAGAUCAUUUCAACAAGAUCGCUAAAGAACAGGAUCAGAUCAUGGCUACAGGAAACCUUGGAUGA
Molecule: messenger RNA, 516 nt
Organism: Camelina sativa (false flax)
Lineage: Eukaryota; Viridiplantae; Streptophyta; Magnoliopsida; Brassicales; Brassicaceae
Source: RefSeq, a predicted model, not a curated record